CCCUCUGCCCUCCCCCGCGGCUUUCCCGUAACUCCCGCCCCUCGGCGCUCGCCCCGCAGCUGAUUCAUAGCCCGGGCGCGGGGCCGCCCCUGCACGUCCACACCGGCGUCCGCACCCGCGGGCCCGCGCCGCCCAGGACCCGGCUUGAGCCGUCCGCCCGCCCGCCGGAAAAUCAGAACCUAUGGCUGUCUUUCAGAUAACAUUCCUCUUGGCAUUGCUGUCCUUGAGAACUUACCAGACCAAAGUCUUCUCUGAACCUUUGCCAUUGGCCCCUGAAUCACUGGAAGUUUCUGUCAAUUCUACACAUCAGUGUUUGCAUUUACAAUGGAGUGUCCACAACCUUACUUAUCAUCAGGAAUUAAAAAUGGUUUUUCAGAUAGAAAUCAGUAGAAUUAAAACAUCUAAUGUCAUCUGGGUGGAGAACUAUAGCACCACUGUGAAGUGGAACCAGGUUCUGCGUUGGAGCUGGGAAUCCAAGCUCCCUUUGGAAUGUGCAAAACACUUUGUAAGAAUGAGGAGUGUGGUGGACGAUGCCCAGAUCCCUGAGCCGAAGUUCUGGGGUGAUUGGACUUCGUGGGAGGAAGUAGAUGUGCGGCGUUCUCUUGGACCCGAUCCAUUGUUCGUUUUCCCUAAGGAUAAGCUGGUGGAAGAAGGCUCCAAUGUCACCGUUUGUUACGUUUCUAGGAGCCAUCAAAAUAACAUAUCCUGUUAUUUGGAAGGCAUACUGAUGCACGGAGAACAACUUGAUCCUAAUGUCCGUGUGUUCCAUGUGAAUAAUGUUCCUUUCAUUAGGGAAACUGGAACAAAUAUCUAUUGUAAGAUGCACCAAAGAGACGUUAUAAAAGGCAUCAUUCUCUUUGUGUCGAAAGUAUUUGAGGAGCCCAAGGAUUUUUCUUGUGAGACCCGGGACUUGAAGACUUUGAACUGUACUUGGGAUCCUGGGAACGACACUGGCUUGCUCACACAGCUUACCCCCAGCUACACUUUGUUGGAAUCAUUUUCUGGGAAAAAGGCAAUCUGUACGCACAAAACCUGGUGUAAUUGGCAAGUAGCUCCAGACUCCCAAGAAAUGUACAACUUCACACUCACGGCUGGAAAUGACUUGAGGAAAAGAAGUGUUCAUCUUCUUUUCAACCUGACUCAUCGAGUUCACCCAUUGGCUCCCUUUAACGUAGUCUUUAAAAAUGUAAGCACCACAAAUGCCACCAUGGCCUGGAGGAUCAACUCUGUUGGGAAUUAUUCCACACUGUUGUGUCAGGUUGAAGUCUAUGGUGAAGGAAAAGUGAUACAAAAGCAGAAUGUUUCCGUCAAGGUGAAUGGCGAGCACUUGGUAAAGAAUCUGGAGCCCUACACAGAAUACGCGGCCCAAGUGCGCUGUGCAUAUGCCAGCCACUUCUGGAGAUGGAGUGAAUGGACUUGUCACAACUUUACCACGGCUGAAGCUGCUCCCUCGGAAGCUCCUGAUGUCUGGAGAAAUGUGAAGUCAGUGCAGGGACAUUGUGUUGUGACUUUAUUCUGGAAGCCACUAUCAAAAUUGCAGGCCAAUGGGAAGAUUCUGUUCUAUAAUGUAGUUCUAGAACAUCUAGACAGACCAUCCACCUUGAAGCUCCUCUCCAUUCCUGCCCCGGCCAAUGGCACAGAACUAAUCCUUGACCAGUGUUCUUACGAGAUCCACGUCACUGCUAAUAACAGUGCGGGCUCAUCCCCUGCUUCGGUCGUCAUGGUGUCCAGAGACCCUGGAAGCAAAGAUGUUGGAGAAGAAAGAGUUAAAGGCACAAAGCGCGGAUUCGCUCUGUCUUGGAAACCCCAGCCCAGAGGCGUCACAGGCUACGUUGUGGAGUGGUGCCAGUGCCCUGGGGACCCGCUCUGUGAUCUCCGGUGGAAGAGCCUGGGUCCCAAUGCCACAAGCACACUUGUCAGCUCAGAUGCGUUUAGACCAGGGGUCCGAUACAACUUCAGAAUUUAUGCAAUUUCUACAGAAAGGAUUCCUUAUUUAUUAGAGAGAAAAACAGGAUACUCUCAGGAACUGGCUCCUUCCGACAACCCUCAGGUGCUCACGAGUAACCUGACCGCCUCCUCCUUUACUCUGAGCUGGAAGGAUUAUCCCGCCGAGUCGCAACCCGGUUUUGUACAAGGAUACUCCCUCUAUCUGAAGUCCAAGGCUCCGCGGUGCCUCCCGGGAUCGGAGAAGGCUGUUCUUCCAGAAAAUUCAGUAUGUUGCAAAUACAAAAUUGACAACCCCAAACAGAAGACAUUUGUCGUGGAGAACCUACAGCCGGCGUCCUUCUAUGAGUUUUUCCUCACUCCGUACACCAGUGUUGGUGAGGGCCCCCUGGGCGCUUUCACAAAGGUCACAACUCCGGACGAAUACUCCCAUAUACUGAUACGUAUCCUACUCCCCAUGAUUUUCUCCAUUUUGCUCAUCAUGAUCUUAUGCUACCUGAAAAGUCAAUGGAUGAAGGAGAAGUGUUACCCUGACAUUCCAGAUCCUUACAAGAGCAGUGUUCUGUCAUUAAUAAAAUCCAAGGAGAACCCUCGCCUAACAAUAAUGAAUGUCAAGGACUGUGUUCCAGACGCUAUUGAAGUUGUAAACAAGCAGGAAGGCACUAGGAAGUCACUCACAGACACUGAACCCGCCAAGCACUCCUACCUUUACGUCCUCCCGACAGAGAAGCGCUACCCCGGGCCAGGGCCCUGUAUCUGCUUUGAGAACUUCACCUAUAACCAGGCAGCUUUGGACUCUGCUGCUUGCGGCCACGUCCCAGCACCCUCUGAAGCGCAGCCAAAUCAGCUGGGACUGGUGACAUCAUCCGAACAUGUACUAAAGGCACUAGGGAAAAACUAUGUCAACUCCCUGGGGGAAAUCCCAGCUGGAGAGACUAAUAUGAAUUAUGUGUCCCAGUUGGCCUCACCCCUGUGUGGAGACCAGUCCAGUCUCCCCACGAAUCCACCAGAGCCAGUACUGUGUUCAGAGUAUAAAAUGCAAAUGGCCAUCCCCGUGGGCCUGGCCUCUCCUCCCUCGAUUCCCCUUUUAGAUGAGGGUGAGCACUAGCACUAAAAGCCGUAUACACCCAACUCAUGCCUUUCUGCCAUGUAGACACGAACGGGAGCAUGCCGUUCUGUCACCAGAUGCCUCGGCACGUAAACCCACUGAGUGGUCCCGGGGGGCAUGAGACCGCUACAGAUGGCUUAGCGCGGUUUCAGAGGUCAGAAGCCAUGGAACUUAGCAUUCCUCCGUGGAGCAGGCUUGCGUAGACACGGCAGGCUCACAGGGCCGGGCUCCCCUUGGGGCUGUGUGUUCCAGGCUCGCCUCUAGAACGGCAGGCCUGGCACUUGACACAGCGAUAGACCCCACCCACUCGGCCCUGGCUGGGGUGGCUGUGGUCCCGCAAGUUCAAGUUUUAGUGAGGAAGUAUUUCCCUUAGGUUUUACCCCCACGUUCAGCAUCUUUAGGGUAAAGGAACUAGGUUUAAGGUCUUAAUAAAGGCCACAGAAGAUCCGACACUAGAGCAUGAAUUGUCAAUGUUAGUUUAUUCUGGGUGUAUUUAAUGAAAAAAGUCACGGAUGUUCGAGCGUAAAGCAGAUUCUAGACUUGCCUUGAGUGGUGAUGACCUGUAGCUCACGAGGCAGUUAAAUGAACUCCGCCGGGGGGGGCGCAGCCCUUAGAUGGGUAGGACCCCUGCCUGACCAGGAAGACCCCACAGUGCCUUUCCGCUGAGCUUACUACAGACACGGGGAGAGCGGGACUGGCGAGGGCCCCUUACUGUAGGGAUAACAGCACUCCAACUUGGUAGACGUCUUUGUCUUUGACCAUGAUUUUUGACAGCUACCUCAGAAUAGAAACAAGAAAAUGUUAUUCCAUUCUCAUUUUCUAACUCCUCUUUUCUUUUUUUCAACUACUGCUAUAUAUAAAUGACCUGUUUUCAUUUGGUACCCUUUGGGCUUUGCAGUCUGGGUCAGAAAACACCAUGUCUUCAUUUAUAUUCCUGAUAUGCUAACAUCCUCAAUAAAGUGCGCUGGCCAUGGCUUAGCCAUAACUGCACAAAGCUA
Messenger RNA from Hyaena hyaena (striped hyena), 4050 nucleotides. RefSeq names its product oncostatin M receptor (gene OSMR). Gene Ontology annotation, biological process: cytokine-mediated signaling pathway. Gene Ontology annotation, molecular function: protein binding; cytokine receptor activity. NCBI's taxonomy places the organism in Eukaryota, Metazoa, Chordata, Mammalia, Carnivora, Hyaenidae. Bases 182 to 3052 code for a protein of 956 amino acids. The record is from RefSeq and is a predicted model, not a curated record. The transcript is spliced from 18 exons. Gene Ontology annotation, cellular component: membrane; external side of plasma membrane.